UAAGUAGUUACGCUCGUUUCCACGCUUCAGUUCAAAAUUAUUAUGUCCUGCACGACUCGCUGGUGAUGUUCGUAGACGUGGUGGGUUCGCGUAUUUACGAGGGCUACUUCGCGUGACGAUUGAUCUCGGAAGUGGCGACCGGGCGGCGGUGAGAAACGAUGAUUCUGUGUUACACGACGGUCUACGGGCUUCUGGUGGCGGCCGUGCUCGGUGUCAAUGCUCUUCACGCGAAAGAUCCGUUGGCACAUCACGGUAGAUGCGAGCCGAUCACGAUUAAUCUGUGCAUGAACAUACCGUACAACGAGACGAUUAUGCCGAAUUUAAUGAAUCACCAGAAACAAGAAGACGCCGGGCAAGAGGUGCAUCAGUUCGCGCCCCUGAUCAAGAUGAAGUGCAGUCCCGACCUUCGUUUCUUUCUAUGCACCGUUUACGCGCCCGUGUGCACUAUUAUUGACAAAGCCAUACCCCCGUGCAAAUCGUUGUGCGAGAGUGCCCGUGCGGGCUGCGAACGAUUAAUGAACAGCUUCGGUUUCGCUUGGCCGGAUAAUCUCGAUUGUUCGAAACUGCCCGAAAACGGCGGCCCCGAGCUUUGCGUUGGUCACAACGAAACCACAAGCCCGCAACCCUCGGCACCGGUCUAUCCGCCGCCACGGAGGCCCGUGGCUGAAUUUCAACCGUCCUGGACAGGACGACCGAAAUCGUUCGGCAACGGGUUCAUGGUCGGCGCGAGGGACUUCGGGUUCGUCUGCCCCCUGCAAUUCAAGGUUCCAAAGGAACUCGGUUACUCGUUGAAGGUCGGCAAUAAAGAGGAGCGUCACUGCGGGGCACCUUGCGACGGAAUGUUCUUUAACCCGAGUCAACGACAAUUUUCGAGAGUCUGGGUCGGCAGCUGGGCAUCCGUUUGCGCGGCUUCUUGCUUUUUCACCUUCUUGACAUUUCUCAUUGACACCGAUAGGUUCAGGUAUCCAGAAAGACCAAUUAUCUUCUUGUCAGUUUGUUACCUCAUGGUAGCACUGGCAUAUGUAAUUGGUUGGGCAGCUGGUAAUUCAAUUGCAUGUAGAGAACCUUUUCCACCCCCUUUAGAAAGAAUUGAAAUGAAAUCAACUAUAACACAGGGUACUAAACACGAACUGUGUACAGUACUGUUUAUGGUGCUUUACUUCUUUGGGAUGGCAUCCAGUAUAUGGUGGGUCAUCCUAACAUUGACAUGGUUCCUAGCUGCUGGUUUGAAAUGGGGCCACGAAGCAAUAGAAGCUAAUUCACAAUACUUUCAUUUGGCUGCUUGGGCAGCACCAGCAAUAAAAACAGUUACCAUUCUUGCAUUGGGAAAUGUAGAAGGAGAUAUAUUAUCUGGUGUCUGUUAUGUGGGACUUUCGAACAUGGAAGCUUUACGUGGGUUUGUCCUGGCUCCUUUGUGUGUCUACCUUAUCCUUGGAACUGCCUUCCUAUUAGCUGGUUUUGUUUCACUAUUCCGUAUUCGUACGGUGAUGAAACAUGACGGUACAAAGACUGAUAAAUUAGAGAAAUUAAUGAUUCGUAUCGGCAUAUUUUCUGUACUAUACAUAGUUCCUGCGCUAAUUGUCAUUGCUUGCUUGUUUUAUGAGCAAGCGUACUACGAUCAAUGGAUGUUGACGUGGAAUAUGGAGAUGUGUUCCAGACCAGAAUCACAGACAUUGUAUUCUCUGCCAUGCCCUGUUGGCGAACGUACUCGCGACGUUGGGAGACGAGCAGACUUCGAAGUUUUCAUGAUAAAAUAUUUAAUGGCUAUGAUUGUUGGUAUAACAAGUAGCUUCUGGGUAUGGUCGAGUAAAACGCUAACCAGUUGGCGACAGUUUUUUAAUCAUAUCAAAGGACGUCGCGCAGAAGCGUAUGUUUAAAGACUCAUAAUUCCAUACAACAGAACUUGUAAAGUUUUGUCUGUUUUAAUCAUCACAUCACAUCAUUGAUAUUUCAUUUGGAUGAUAAUCCACCAAACUAAUUCAUAACAAUAUAUAUUUCA
Messenger RNA from Dufourea novaeangliae, 1999 nucleotides. It is a transcript of the gene fz, whose product is annotated as frizzled-2. The transcript is spliced from 3 exons. Gene Ontology annotation, biological process: canonical Wnt signaling pathway; non-canonical Wnt signaling pathway. Gene Ontology annotation, molecular function: Wnt receptor activity; Wnt-protein binding. Bases 159 to 1877 code for a protein of 572 amino acids. Gene Ontology annotation, cellular component: plasma membrane. The record is from RefSeq and is a predicted model, not a curated record. NCBI's taxonomy places the organism in Eukaryota, Metazoa, Arthropoda, Insecta, Hymenoptera, Halictidae.